Molecule: messenger RNA, 1681 nt
Organism: Cynara cardunculus var. scolymus (artichoke)
Lineage: Eukaryota; Viridiplantae; Streptophyta; Magnoliopsida; Asterales; Asteraceae
Product: mitogen-activated protein kinase homolog NTF6-like
Exons: 6
Coding region: 129-1256 (375 amino acids)
Biological process (GO): intracellular signal transduction; protein phosphorylation
Cellular component (GO): nucleus; cytoplasm
Molecular function (GO): MAP kinase activity; ATP binding
Source: RefSeq, a predicted model, not a curated record
AAUUCAAAAUCGAAAAACCACCAGUGUUACAGUGUAGUCCUAGUACCCUCAAUCCUCUUGCUCCUUCGAUUUUUAAUCCGGAGUAAUUCUCUAUCGGAAAACAAUAGUCUUCUACCGAAGAUCAAUCAAUGGAGGGCGAUGAUUCCAAAGGUGAAGGGUUAGUGCUAAAAGGAGUUCCAGCGUACGGCGGGAAAUACAUUCAUUACAGCGUACUUGGAAACCUAUUUGAGGUUUCUUCCAAAUAUGUUCCUCCCAUUCAACCUGUCGGCCGUGGUGCUUACGGCAUCGUUUGUUGUGCUAAAAAUUCUGAAACAAAAGAAGAAGUUGCAAUCAAGAAAAUUGGGAAUGCAUUUGAUAACAACAUUGAUGCCAAGAGGACUCUACGGGAAAUCAAACUCCUCUGCCAUAUGGAUCAUGAGAAUAUUGUCAAAAUUAAGGACAUCAUUCGGCCACCAGAUAAAGAGAAGUUCAAUGAUGUUUACAUUGUGUACGAAUUGAUGGAUACCGAUCUGCAUCAGAUAAUUCGCUCUUCUCAGGCACUAACAGAUGACCAUUGUCAGUACUUUCUCUAUCAGUUACUGCGUGGACUGAAGUAUGUACACUCUGCAAAUGUUUUGCACCGUGAUCUAAAACCAAGUAACUUGCUUCUGAAUGCGAACUGUGACCUAAAGAUUUGCGACUUUGGGCUUGCAAGAACGACAUCUGAGACAGAUUUCAUGACGGAAUAUGUUGUGACCAGGUGGUAUAGAGCUCCUGAGUUGUUGCUUAACUGCUCAGAGUAUACUACAGCCAUUGAUAUCUGGUCAGUUGGUUGCAUUCUAAUGGAGAUUAUUCUGAGGGAGCCUCUGUUUCCGGGUAAAGACUACGUUCAGCAAUUGGUGCUUAUAACAGAGCUUCUAGGAUCUCCAGAUGACGCAGAUCUUGGAUUUCUCAGAAGUGAUAAUGCUCGGAGGUAUGUCAAACAGCUUCCUCAUGUCCCAACCAACACUUUUCAGCAGAAGUUCCCAAAGGUCUCCCCCGUAGUGAUAGAUCUUGCAGAGAAAAUGUUAGUUUUCGAUCCAUCUAAACGCAUAAGUGUCGAAGAUGCUCUUAAUCAUCCUUUCUUGCAAAGCCUGCAUGAGAUCAACGAGGAGCCUACUUGUUCCUCUCCGUUUGUCUUUGAUUUCGAGCAAGCAUCUUUAAGCGAGGAAGAUGUGAAGGAACUCAUUUGGAAAGAAACUUUGACGUUCAACCCGGAUAGUGUAGCGGGUGUGUAAUCUUGAUUACGAAUCCCGUUCAUUUGUCCAGAGUGGUAUGAACCCCUUCAGUUUUGACGGAAAAUAUAUGAUAUGUUAUCGAGUUUCCAAUACGUCAAAAUGCAACAAAGUUUAAUCAUGAUUCAAGUGAGUUGAUGCUUGUCUUUUGGAGGAUCAUGGCUACGGUGGUUUGGAUUUGAUUGUGAGGAUGGAUCGCAAUGGGGAUCAAGUGGUCUUCAGUGAGAAGGUCUAGUCCCAGGUUCCUGGAUUUGUUAUUUGUGUUUGUAUUAUCCAAAUUCAGCUUAUUUGUAACAAAUUUAUUUAUAAGAGUGAAAACAAAUCCUAAGAAUACUGCUUUAGGGGCUGUUUGGUUCGUGAUCUGUUAAAACCUGUAUGGAUAUAAUUGUCUGUAUGUUAACCGAUAAGUUGUUGUUUGGUUGUUGUGC